GACUGACUGUUGGGCUCCGGCACCGCCUUCAGUUCCUCGGCGCUAGCUGGCGCGGGUGGUUGGGACCGUUAGCUCCCCAGACUGGCAAGCUCUCGGCCGCUACUCCACUGGUGUCAGAAAUGGAGACGAUGCGAGCGCAGCGGCUGCAGCCUGGAGUGAGCCCCAACGGGAGGGGCACUCUGCGAACGCUGCGGCCCGGAGUGACUGGGGCCGCGGCUGCACCCGCCACACCCUCAGUGGGCUCCUCGCCAGCCCCACCGCCCCCGCCGACACUGCUCCUGUCCGGGGCCCCCGGGCUGCCACUGCCCCCCGGCUCCGCUGGCAGCCCGGCGGUGCUGCGGGAGGCUGUGGAGGCCGUGGUGAGGAGCUUCGCCAAGCACACGCAGGGCUAUGGCCGAGUGAAUGUGGUGGAGGCACUUCAAGAAUUCUGGCAGAUGAAGCAGUCUCGUGGGGCUGACUUGAAGAAUGGGGCUCUAGUGGUUUAUGAAAUGGUUCCCUCCAACACCCCUCCCUAUGUCUGCUAUGUCACCCUGCCUGGGGGAAGUUGUUUUGGGAGUUUCCAGUUUUGCCCCACCAAAGCUGAGGCCCGGAGGAGUGCUGCAAAGAUUGCACUAAUGAACUCUGUGUUUAAUGAACAUCCUUCCCGAAGAAUCACUGAUGAGUUCAUUGAGAAGAGUGUCUCUGAGGCCCUGGCAUCUUUCAAUGGCAAUAGGGAGGAAGCUGACAACCCAAAUACAGGGAUUGGUGCCUUCCGAUUCAUGUUGGAAUCCAACAAGGGCAAGUCAAUGUUGGAAUUCCAGGAGCUAAUGACAGUUUUUCAACUGUUGCACUGGAAUGGCAGCCUUAAGGCCAUGAGGGAAAGACAGUGCUCUCGGCAGGAAGUGUUGGCUCACUAUUCACACCGGGCCCUGGAUGAUGAUAUUCGCCACCAAAUGGCACUGGACUGGGUGAGCCGGGAGCAGAGUGUGCCAGGGGCACUGUCUAGAGAGCUGGCCUCCACUGAACGGGAGCUGGAUGAAGCCCGGCUGGCAGGCAAGGAGCUACGCUUCCACAAAGAGAAGAAAGAUAUUCUCAUGCUGGCUGCUGGACAGCUGGGCAAUAUGCAUUCUUCCAACUGUUAGGCAUCCACUCAUGUGUUUCCCAUCCUCUCCAGGCCUCACUUUAUAUGUUCUCUUUAAGACUUAGUAUGAUUCCUGUACAUACUUUUUCAAUUUUAUACUUUAAAAUAUAGGUAUAUGUGUAUAAAUUCUACACUUGGAUUCUUUUUUUGCUAAAAGAUCCCUUUUCUUCGUUUCUGGAUGUAGUUUCCUUUGAAACAUCUCCAUUCCACUUUACAAGAAGAGCAGGCUAUCUUUGGAGCUUUUUGGCUUUUACAUUCCCAGCAACUCUGUAUAGUCAUUUCAGCAGCACAAGAUGAUAACAUGUUCAUGUCUCCUAUCUUUUAAAAUAACAGGAAGCUUGAGUAAGGAUUAUAUUCUUCCCCUAAUCCUAAUUCCUGCUUUCUCUUAGACUCAAACAGGUUAUAAAUACAAAACCUUCUACUUUGGUUUACCUUGAGCUGGGCCUACUUGGUAUGGGUUGUUCCUCCAGUAAUGUUAUUUCCUAACUUACACCACCCCUCCUCACCACUACCUUACUUCCCCCUCUGACUCCAAUCAGUACUAGGCAGGAAGUGAAGAUCUGGUUUAUUUUUGAGGUCAUUCCUAAGAAAGUGUCCAGGAACAAGAAGGGAAUUAUAAACACACUUCACAAGGCUUUGUCACUUAAAAUUGCUUCUGGGGCAUAGAUACCAUACCAUAGUCCAGAUUUCAGGAUGUACUCUACACUACAGAUGGGGUCAGGGUUGAAGUUGCUUAUCUUUUAAUAUUUCCUUUUCAUUCCUGCUCCCCUGUUCCCCUAGCUUAGUUAAGCCCUGUAUUUAGACUGUCCUGUCUGCAGGGAAAGUAAAAGAUAUUUUCCUCUUCUCUCUCCUCCCAUCAUUUUGCUCUUUGGAAAAGUUAUCUGUUCUAUUUGGUGAGGGCGACAUUCCUCUCACUGCCACAAAUUUGUUGCCAUCUACUGCCUUAGAUGUACAUACCUUAGAUUCAUAUUUGUUUUCUCUUGUCCUUCUCCACAUUGAUCAGGUAAAUUAGAUGAGACUUGGGCAUUAUGGCACUUCCUAAUUGGAACCCUGGGAGACUUGCAGGAAAGGAAAAAUAAUCAAUGAUGAGCUAUUUGUAUUUUUAAUAUUGUUCUCUUCUCCUACCUCUCUCCUGGGUGGAAUAGGAGAGAAAUGAUCUAGAGUACAGGUAAAGCAUUCACCUUUGGGAGAAUUUUUUGUAGGUCUAAGGUAUGUUUUCCCCGUGUUUCUGUAGUUUCCUUUAUACAAUAUUGUAGUUCAGUGCUCUUUAAAUUGAGCUUGGGAAGUAUAAUGUUUCUAAAAUUAGACUUUCCAUUUAACAAUUAUACACUUUGCUUUCAGAAAUAAGUUAGGAAACAGGCCACAAUUUUCUUUUGGAUCAAACAGGGGCAAGUUGAAAGUCAUCUUUCUUUCUUUCAAAUCAUUUUAGUAACCAGUACAUAUGAGAUUAAAAGUAAGCAAUCUAGCAACAAAUGUAUCUGUGCUUGAAAAGGGCUUCCUCCAAUUCUCCAAGCCCUUUCUCUGUAUUCCAUGACAUACAUGUAGGGUUGGAGCAGAGGCUCUUAUAUUAAACAAUAGGUGUGUCUAUUCAGUUUUUAUUGAUAUUUAUAAUUCAUAAAUUAUAAAUCCUCAUUUUUCUUAUGCUCCUUUCUCUGAGAAGUGUUAAGUGGUGUGAAUUAAGGGAAGAACUUGUUUGCACCUCCUCGAUUUACUAUUUUUCUCUAAUGCCAACCAGCAAGAUCCCAAAGAACUUGA
Messenger RNA from Phyllostomus discolor (pale spear-nosed bat), 2875 nucleotides. RefSeq names its product limb and CNS expressed 1 like (gene LIX1L). NCBI's taxonomy places the organism in Eukaryota, Metazoa, Chordata, Mammalia, Chiroptera, Phyllostomidae. Bases 120 to 1121 code for a protein of 333 amino acids. Gene Ontology annotation, biological process: autophagosome maturation. The transcript has 6 exons. Gene Ontology annotation, cellular component: cytoplasm. The record is from RefSeq and is a predicted model, not a curated record.